This is a messenger RNA of Coccidioides posadasii C735 delta SOWgp, 1056 nucleotides long. RefSeq lists its product as uncharacterized. Gene Ontology annotation, cellular component: plasma membrane. Lineage: Eukaryota; Fungi; Ascomycota; Eurotiomycetes; Onygenales; Onygenaceae. Gene Ontology annotation, molecular function: G protein-coupled receptor activity. The record is from RefSeq and is a predicted model, not a curated record. Gene Ontology annotation, biological process: cell surface receptor signaling pathway; adenylate cyclase-activating G protein-coupled receptor signaling pathway.
AUGUCACAUGAUGAAACACACGUGGCGGAGUUGAUAGCGUGGUCGGGACCUAGGGCUGGGAUUACCAGUUCACUCUGCAAAUUCCAGGCAUUUUUCAUUGAAUGGUUUACAUCAGCUGAUGCUCUCUGGAAUCUAUGUAUCGCCAUCAAUGUCUAUCUGGUUAUAUUCCGCCACUAUUCCAUACCAGAAUUACGAAAAUUGGAAUGGAAAUACUUUCUUUUCUGCUACGGAUUCCAGUUUAUCCCUGCGCUUGUAUUCCUUUUCAUCAACACAGAAUCCAGAGGGAGAAUCUAUGGCGAUGCAAUCACUUGGUGCUGGAUCAGCGAUCAAUGGGGCAUACUUCGCCUUAGCGUAUAUUUUGGUCCCAUUUGGUUCUCAUUCGUGGUCAUCCUUAGUAUUUAUAUUGCUGCCGGCAUAAAGAUCUACAUCAUUGAAAGAGGGAUUAAGAAUUUCGCUGCAUAUAAUUAUCCCGUCUUGGAUGCCACAUCGCCCGACGCUUUAGAUGAGCAGCUCUCUGGAAACCCGCCACCUGGCGAUGAUCAAUCCACUUCCAUCAACCGCGUGGAACCUGUGUCUGGGGGACAGCAGAUAAUUGAGACUCAACCUUCCCGCCUACAUGGGUCAAAACCUGCGAAUCAAGCAUCGCCUAACAGUCAAGCUCCCACAGUGGACUUCUCAAUCGGUUCUAUGUCGCUGCAGACUCAAAACCGAGCCACAAGCAAACAUGAACCGGUUUCUCCAAAUAAUUCGGUGUCUAGCAGACCAACAAUUGCUGGAGGAUCUGGCGACGCACCUCAGCAAGAGCCCCCCGAAGAAAGUUCUGACAAUCUAGAGUCACUACCUGGGGCAGCUAAUUUGACGCAUCCCACAAGUACUGGGGCUAUGGCAGACCUAGAAAGCCAAUUGAGCGCACAGACGCCGGGGUCAGAGGAAACUACGACUCGAAGAGGCUUUACCGAAAGGAAAGCAGCCAGAGCUUAUGCCAAGCUCGCAAGUCUAUAUUUCUUGUCUUUACUUGUCACCUGGGUAUGGGCUAUUUCCUCUCGGCUUUGUUGA